This is a messenger RNA of Silurus meridionalis, 3859 nucleotides long. It is a transcript of the gene rhoj, whose product is annotated as ras homolog family member J. The transcript is spliced from 5 exons. Gene Ontology annotation, biological process: small GTPase-mediated signal transduction. Bases 702 to 1376 code for a protein of 224 amino acids. Lineage: Eukaryota; Metazoa; Chordata; Actinopteri; Siluriformes; Siluridae. Gene Ontology annotation, molecular function: GTPase activity; GTP binding. The record is from RefSeq and is a predicted model, not a curated record.
GCACCAAACAUGCUUUCUGUGAACACAGUCUGAGAUUAGAGCAGAUAAAUUGGUGGAUAUGCACACACACCUUCACUGUUGCGCGUCUUUCUAGCGCAUGUAAUUAAGAUUCGAGUUGGAUUUGGCUGUUUUGCCUACAGUGGUUAACUUUUUUUUUUGAGUUAGCUCAAUGGGAAACUGCGGGACCUGGAUUAUGUCCCCUCGUUGUGUUUGUCGUUGCUGUAUUUCUGCCUAGUCUCCCUUGUUACGUGGAUUUGGACAGAGCCCCUAUUGUUCCCAGCCCACUCCUGCCUAAUAUGGCAUUCUCAAGGAACGCUUCAGUUUCCUGAAAACGAGCGACGAGGAGCCGGCGAAUGGAGAAGGCUGACCUAGAGAGUGAGAGACAAAAUGGGAAAAAUCGAGGCACCCACAGAAAGUGUUUGAGUGUCGGACACGGAGAGGGUUGGAUGAGAGCUGGUGGACUGAGUGUGUGUAAAUGCAGGCGGAUCCGCAGGCGGGUUGUUUUGGAAGCGGGACGCAAAACAGUGCGGUUUACCGAGCAGGCGGAUUAGUACGAGGCUUGAGAAGUCAUCCUGAGGGGUUUGAACUCGUUUAACUGAAGGCCCUUCUUACAAAACGUCCUCUUAGAGACUACAGAAGGACAGGGAUUAACGUGGUCCGUGCGCUAAAAGGGAAGGAGGUAGAGAGACAGCAGCACCAUCAUGCCUGGCCGUAGUUCCAGAAGGGAGCAGCGCACCGGGGCAGAGGACGGAGCGGACAGUGGAGAGCCCUUUACCGCCUCUGUCAAAAAGAUGCUGAAGUGUGUGGUGGUCGGAGACGGAGCUGUUGGCAAGACCUGUUUAAUCAUGAGCUACGCCAAUGACGCUUUCCCCGAGGAAUAUGUACCGACUGUGUUCGACCACUACGCAGUAAAUAUUACAGUGUCUGGCAGACAGCACUUGUUGGGGUUGUACGAUACUGCUGGUCAGGAAGACUACAACCAGCUGCGGCCCCUUUCCUACCCCAACACUGACGUGUUUCUUAUCUGCUUCUCCGUGGUGAACCCGGCUUCAUAUUACAACGUGCAGGAGGAGUGGGUUCCCGAGCUCAAGUCUUGCAUGCCUCGUGUGCCGUACAUCCUCAUAGGCACACAGAUUGACUUGCGAGACGAUCCAAAGACACUUGCCCGUUUGCUCCAAAUGAAGGAGAAACCACUGACAUAUGAACAAGGCCUCAAACUGGCCAAAGAGAUUGGAGCGCAGUGCUACCUCGAGUGUUCCGCACUAACACAGAAGGGGCUAAAGACAGUGUUUGACGAGGCCAUCCUGACAAUCUUCAGCCCCAAGAAACAGAAGAGGUGCUGUAUAUCAUGCAGGAGCUGCUGUACUAUUGCAUGAUCACAGUGCCAUGAGGCAUAUCACCCUUAAAAUCGGUCUAAGACACGGUUCCUUCAGUACCUGAAAGGGGAAAUGACACACAGCCGAGGGCCUUCAGCACCUUCAGUUCAAUAAGUAUUCUGCGUCACCUCAACUUUCAUGAACACGAGAAAAAAAAAAAAAUCACACUUCUGUUCCUUUAUUAAUUAUUUUUCGCCCUCUGGGUUUACUGCUUUUAGCUGGGUUUUUCACACAUUCUGUAAAGCACAUUUUCUGGACUCGAACAGACGUUGACAUGAACAAACAAGACAUGCUUUACUGGUUUGGAGUGGAUAUAAAUGAAAGCAAUGUGUUUAUCAGUUGUGCUCUCAUCCAACUCCUAAUAGUGUGAUCAAAAAGGUUUCCUUUGGGAUUUGGAAACUCCAAACUAUAUCUAUAGAUGACUACAUUGAUUUUUUUUUUUUUUUUUUUUUAAGCUCGACACAAGUGCCUCGAUCAACAACCCAGUAUUGUUCUUGUGCUCAUACCAAAGACAGUUUGCUUUCUUACCUUAAGCUUUAGACAAGCAUACAGGUCUCUGAAUUGCCACAGGGAGACUUCCCCAAUUACCAGUCUAAUAAAAGUCUUGUUUUUCAUGAGCUAUUUUUAGUUUCAUACAUUAUAGGCCUUUCAAAGGCCCGUGAAACAAAUGUUGAAAAUCUAUUACUCAGUAAAAGCCUGAUUGUCUUGGAUCAAUAACAUGCUCUUUUGAAUAGCUGUGGUCUGAGAUAGUUAAUAAGGGAAAUUCUCAGGAGGUUGGCCAAAUGAUCAAUAGGAAAGCAGAUACAGGCAGGAAAUGGUAGAAAUGGGAAAACAAUUUAGUUUUCAAGAUGAGUGUUUCAAACAACACUUACCCUAGUGGUGCUACACAUGACAUUGUUCAAUUCAAUUAAAUAUUAUUUGUAUAGCUCUUUCAACAAUGGACAUUGUCCCAAAGCAGCUUUACUGAAAUAAUUACAUUACAACAUGAAUUCUAGCGUCACAAAAUUGUCCCUCUAAGUUUAUCCCUAAUGAGCAAAUUGGUGGCAGUGGUGGCAAGGAAAUGAGGUAUGAGAGAAGAAAUCAGGCUUCAAAGGGAACCCAUCCUCAUCUGUGUGACACAGUGUUCCAUCAUUAGUGAGGUUAUCUAUUGUUUAAUGAUGGGCAUUUAAGUGCAACGCUGUUAAAGGUAAUUGUGGACCUAAACCCAUUUUAGCAAACUGUUUACUUUAAUUACUCCAAAUCCAUCAUUAUGGAUCUUAAGUUUAAUCCUCCACAGCAAUUUAUGGAGAAACAACUAAGGAUUUCAGUGGCAGGAGUGCAAACAUUGCAGCCAACAUUUACAGCACAGGAAACACCAAAACAUUAUCUGUCCAUCCCCCGUUUCUGCAAUAAUUCCCACGCACAGGGUAGACAGUAAUGCCCAUAUUCGUACCCAGAGUUAGAGGCCAAUUUUUUUCUCUCCCUUCCGGUUACAGAUGUCUGUGGCAUCAUCAGUAUUCAAACUCACAUUUUGACCUGUAACAUCACAAGACCGUGGUAUCUGGUUGGUGCUUAUUUUCACAUAGUGAACACAGAAUUUUAAUCUUUCUUUUUUUUCUAAUGCUUUUGUGAUCAAAAUUCAUUUGCUACGGUCUAUUUGUAUUUUGUAUGUUGCCACUCCUGCAAUAACGGUGCUUGGGAACUCCACAGGAUGUGAUUUUGCAUUUUAACACAACAAAGACAAAAGAUUUUCUCAUCUCCAACAGCAAUCAUAUACUGGUUUACUUCUCCUUUCUGCCAAAUCCACCUCCUUCUUUGACCUUCUUUAAGAACUACCUAAUCACAUACAGCUUUGCCUUUCUCCCUCAUUUUUUUCCCCCAAAGGUCUCAUGGAGCAGCCAGGGCUCUACAUCAUGCUAAAUCUCUGAACUCCUUCCCUUCAAGAGCUUUAGUGUGUUGCUUCGUAUUAAAAAUAAAAAAGAACAGUGCAGGAGUUUAGAUACAUUCUCACAUUCACUUAUAGCUUUCCAGCUUCUGAAAUAACACUAAACACCCAAAUCUUUACUCAGUACUACUUAAAUGUGCUCCUGCCCUGGCAUUAAUCUGAAUUGCCCUGUUGUACACUGGUUGCUUUUAAGUGGCACCUCAGGGACGAAUUCUGAUGCGCGAAACCUCCUCGCGAAGACGAAGAGAAAAAGGCCCAUUAAACACAGGAGGAAUGAGCCUGAAUCCACGUGCCUUUCAUGUAGCACAGAGUUGGUUUAUUUUAUAUAUCUUCUUUUCAGACACUGUGCCUUACAUCAUCCUAUGCAACAAAUUGUAUAUUGUAAUCAUACAUAGAGGACCAGCAGCAGCUCUGGCCACAUUUACAAUAACUUAAACUGUGUAACCUUUUUUUAAAUUUAGAUUGUGGUGACUUUUGUAUAUGUAUUGGUUUGUACAUUAUACAUAAAGACAGCAGUUUUAGUUACUAUGUCAGUAUGUGUAAUAAACUGUCAACUUGG